UGUGGUUGGCUGGGGCUGGCCGGUAGCGGAAGCCAGCGUUCGCCACUCAAAGCUCUUCCAGCUGGUCACUCCAGCCUCCUGGGACUUUGCCUCGCCUGACCGCCGAGCUCGUGGCCAGGGGUGUCUGGGGAUGCCGCUCGGCCGCUUUCUGCGUGGCGCUUAACCGGCCCUGCUGCCGCCCGGAUGGGACCGCCGGGGUGCGCUAAAGUCUCCAGUGAAUAUUGAAUUGCUGAGAAAUUUGGGGAGAGACCGGCUGAAGUUCCCAUUCCAUGGAUCCCUUGGGUGCACCUUCCCAGUUUGUGGAUGUGGACACACUACCAAGCUGGGGCGACUCAUGUGAAGAUGAAUUAAAUACUUGCGAUACUGCAGCUGAAACACUGCAGGAAGAUACUGUUAGAUCACCUUUUCCUUAUAAUAAGGACAUCAGUGCGAAAGUGAUUCUUUGGAAAGGAGAUGUGGCAUUACUGAACUGCACAGCCAUUGUGAAUACCAGCAAUGAAAGUCUUACAGAUAAGAACCCUGUGUCAGAGAGUAUCUUCAUGCUCGCAGGACCUGAUUUGAAGGAGGACCUCCAGAAACUUAAGGGUUGCCGGACAGGCGAAGCGAAACUGACGAAAGGGUUUAAUCUAGCUGCCCGGUUCAUCAUUCACACAGUGGGACCCAAAUACAAGAGCCGCUACCGCACAGCUGCCGAGAGCUCCCUGUACAGCUGCUACAGAAACGUGCUCCAGCUGGCCAAAGAGCAGUCAGUGUCUUCCGUGGGGUUCUGUGUCAUCAAUUCUGCAAAACGAGGUUACCCUUUAGAGGACGCAACACACAUAGCGCUUCGCACUGUAAGGAGAUUCCUAGAGAUUCAUGGGGAGUCCAUUGAAAAAGUAGUAUUUGCUGUCUCUGAACUUGAAGAGGCUACUUACCAAAAGCUGCUACCUCUGUACUUCCCAAGGUCAUUAAAGGAGGAGCGUCGGUCGCUGCCCUAUCUACCUGCAGAUAUUGGAAAUGCGGAAGGGGAGCCUGUGGUGCCUGAACGACAGAUCAGAAUAAGUGAGAAACCCGGUGCCCCGGAGGACAGCCACGAGGAGGAGGCCGAAGGCUUGGGAGUCGACCUCUCUUUCAUCGGCUCUCAUGCUUUUGCUCGCAUGGAAGGAGACAUUGAUAAGCAGAGAAGACUGAUCCUUCAGGGCCAGUUAUCAGAGGCAGCCCUGCAGAAGCAGCACCAGCGGAAUUAUAAUCGCUGGUUAUGUCAAGCAAGAUCUGAGGAUCUAUCAGAUAUUGCUUCUCUAAAAGCCUUAUACCAAACAGGUGUUGAUAACUGUGGGCGCACAGUGAUGGUGGUAGUUGGAAGAAACAUUCCUGUCACAUUAAUAGAUAUGGACAAGGCUCUCUUAUAUUUCAUCCAUGUAAUGGAUCACAUUGCUGUGAAGGAAUAUGUGUUAGUGUAUUUUCACACACUGACCAGCGAAUACAAUCACCUGGACUCUGACUUCCUGAAGAAACUCUACGAUGUUGUUGAUGUCAAAUACAAGAGGAAUUUGAAGGCUGUUUAUUUCGUUCAUCCGACAUUUCGUUCAAAGGUAUCAACAUGGUUUUUUACCACCUUCUCUGUCUCAGGACUGAAGGACAAAAUCCACCACGUGGACAGCCUCCACCAGCUGUUUGCUGCCAUAUCACCAGAGCAAAUUGACUUUCCUCCUUUUGUCCUUGAAUAUGAUGCCCGGGAGAAUGGGCCUUACUAUACAUCUUAUCCCCCAUCACCAGAUUUGUGACCUGCCAUCUUUCAGUGCUGCUGGUUUCCAGGGACGUCACUUUCUCCACGAACCGCUACCUACUGAAGUGAUAUUCAUUUUUGCUGUUCAGAUCCAGAGAGCCUUUUGUCCCCACCUCUCUGGUAUUUUUUUAUUGACUGUAUAUUUUCUGGCACAUAAGCAAUCUGAAAAUGGUAGGCCAUUCCGAACUGCACACUUAUUUUAAAUUUGUAUAUUUGUAUCAAACGAAAAUGUUCAUUCUUAGAGGGUUGUUCACAAAAACUGGGGAGCAACUUUUGAGUAUUUUCCUGAAAGGACACUAGAUCCACCGUUAGACAAGCCACCAGUGUUGUUCAUGCCAUCUCUUCAACAUUGCACGCCUCCUUCAUGUACUUCACUGUCUCUCAAAAUAUACAGAACCAGUGUGUGCUGACCACAUAUGCAUUGUUUGCUUCAGGUCCUGGCAUUACAUUUUAUGCAGAUAAUUUGGUUAUGAUAAAAGAGAAUUGUCUGGGAUCAAGGAUGUGGAAAUGUGUCGGAUCAAAAUAUCAAAAUCAUUGGCAAAAUAUGGGUCUUCGAAUCUGACCACACCAGUAGAGAUGAAGAUGGGAGGACUAGGGGUCCUCAGAUGUAUGAUUUGUUAAGACGGCCACUCUUCUGGUCUCACAGUGGGGGACAGUAAGACUGUCUCUUCCGCCUUUUUCCUAUAAUCAUGGGUGAUUUGGUUGCCUUAUUUUUAAGGACUGCACUUAUUAGUACUCUCAAGUAAAGGUAUCUCCUAGACUCUGUCAGUGACCCUAUAGAGAGUGUGGUCUUCCCAGAGGUGUGGUUUUGUUUGGCUCUUAAGGCUACUCCCUCUAAGGACAUUUCCUCACAGCGUCUCUUGAGUUGCCUAUAUCAGUAUGGAGGAAGUUUGUCCCAGUGAAUGGAAUUCCAGAUCGCAUUUGACACUCAGGCUCUAUUUGUGCCUUAGCUUGCUUAUGAAUAAGAACCGGAGUUAUGAUACCUACCUCACAGAGGUAUCCUGAGAGCAUUGAGAAAGGGCUUUUGAUGUCUUUGGAUGCAAGAUGCUAGCGGAGCUUAUGGAGGGUGUCAUUUGGGCCAGUCUCUAAAUGAUCAUAGAUAUGCUUGAGGGUACUACCAGGCGCUCCUCUUGUCCUUGGCACCUUUUGAGUCAUUUUUCUUUUCUUGGGACAAGAGCUGCGAGUGAAAAAUCCCAACCCUGAGGACCUCCUUCCUACUGUGUCCAGAAUUUCUUCUGGGCUACUCCUCCCCCAAUACUACACUUUAACAAGAGGCAUCUGUUAGCCAUUUUAAACAUUUCUUCUUGAAUUAAGGUCAAACCAGUGUCAUUUCCAUCUGGGUGUCUUCAUAUUCCUUUUGAUUCCUACACCACCGCACACCACCCCCCGUCCAUCCUUUACAUUGGCAGUUCAGAGACAAAAAGCUAGAACUCCUCUGUUCUAAUGUGUUCAGGAUCAGUGCUUCCAAAGGUCCCAUUCCCAUUCCUCUGUGCCCCAAAUUAAUUGUUUAGUGGAGAUAAAGGAAACCUCCUUCUUUUAUGACAGAGAAAUUCCCCUGUGGUUGUAUAUUAGCCCAUACAAACAACAGGGGGCUUUACGUUUCUUCGAUAAAUGCUCUUAUCUUUUGCACAUAGUGGACACAUUUGCUUUGUGUCAGAAAUCAAAACCACUUGGCUUAUUUGGUAGAAGUUUUUCCUAUUAUGUUCCCUAGGUCAUCAUAUCCAGACAGCUAGUCAGUUGUCUGAUAUUAAGCCUCCUCUCAAGCAGCACUACUUUAAAUCCCUUAAGCUUUGAGCUUAAAAAAUUUGAAAAACUAUCUUCAUCUUCUCCAGUCUAUUAUUAGAUCAGAGUUGGGGUAUCUUUUCAUUGGGAGAGGUCAUUAAAAAUAUGCCACCUUUUCUUUUUUGAAAGUGGACUUGGCUACCUCAGAUUGGCAUCUGGCCCAGAUCAUUUCCUCUGUAGAUAAUAGAGGCCACAAACUACUUUGCCAUUUGAAAGGAAUUCAGUUGAUGUGUACAGUUUCUUAUAGGCAAUAAUUUUGAAAGAAUGUCCCUUUACUAUAUUCAUAUGAGUAUAUUAAUGACUAGUAACACAAGCAAGAUUCUACAUAUAGUGAGAUUCUGGUUCAGUUGAUGUCCCAGUGUAUAAAGGUAGUAUGGAAGGAUACACCUAUUAGCCCCAUUUCAUAAUUUAAUGGAGUCUAAAGAUAAGGGCUGUACUUGUCAGUAAAACUAAAUUUGGUAUGGGACCAAGCUCAUGCUUUUAUAGCUGCAUAGAGUGUUACAUAAUGAAGUUGUUUCAAUGCAUUAAGUCCUAUGAGGGGAACACAGUGAUCUUACAGGGAAAUGAUCAUGUAAAGUUCAGUAUGUAUCCACCAUUGUCAAAAGGUUGUGUUGCCUGGAUAACAUGCCAUUUCCAGGGACACAUUAGAGGAUAAAAGGGUGACUGGGUGGAGAUGAGCACUAGCAUCUGAUGUUAAUUCAAAGCCCCACCAAGUCUUUAAUUUAAUCCAACUUCGGUCAUGCCACAUGCUAAUUGACUUGAGGAAGAAACAACUCCUAAAAUUUUAAUUUAACUCAUUAAUUCAAUCAAGGCAUAAUAGGAUUUUUUAAAACAAGUACAUUUCUUCAGCAUAUAUUUGGAUUCUUCUUAACUCCUCUAUGUGUCCAAGUUGCUUGAUAGCAAAAAUAACCUCUGGGGAAAAAAAUUGUCUUUAUUAGACUCUGAAGGCUUAGAGACCAAGUGGUUCAAGAUUUUCUUUUCUUUAAUAUACAUCUUAUUUCACUGGCUGGCGCUCUGUUCUAUUUUUUUUCCCAAAGGAAUCCAAGUAGUUUGAGACCAAACAACAGGGGACUUUUAGAGUAUUUUUGAGAGGAAAAAUGAUUUUUGAUCAAAUAUCUGAAAUCUGAAAGGAUUAAAAUAUCUUGGCAUUUCUGGAGAGGGAUAAGAAGAAUCACUCCAGUAGAAAAACACGGCCUGCCUGUUUCUCCCUGUUUUCUCUUUGCUUAGAUAUUGUUUAAUGAAUUCAUACUGUAGGUAAUGGUUUCUUCUCUUUGCAGUAGUUAAUAAGAAAACGAUAAAAUGUGGUUUCAGUAUAAGCUACAAAUCACUCUUUGUGUUUCCCCUGAUUGUGUGUGUGUGUGUGUGUGUGUGUGUGUGUGUGUGUGUAAAGAGAAUUUACAUUGAUUAAUACGUGAGUAGAAAUUAUUAGAAUUUGAAGUACUAGAAGGAGAAGGACUGUAUUCUAAGACCAGUGGAUUGAUUGUAUUAGGGACCCAGAGGACUGUAAGGUAGCAUGUACACCUCUAAAAAUGGUGAGUUUCAGAUUGUGUUUCUCUUAAGUUACAGCCAUUUCUCUAGCAUUACAUGCGCUAGAGUGUUUUACCUACACUGGCACUGAUAUACCUCACAGUACAUGAUUGACUCUUGGUUCAGGAUUGCCUGAAACGUGAAGGAUUAAAGGACUCUACCUGUGAUCCAGGUCAUAU
Hyaena hyaena (striped hyena) is the source of this 5253-nucleotide messenger RNA. RefSeq names its product ganglioside induced differentiation associated protein 2 (gene GDAP2). The transcript has 14 exons. NCBI's taxonomy places the organism in Eukaryota, Metazoa, Chordata, Mammalia, Carnivora, Hyaenidae. Bases 270 to 1763 code for a protein of 497 amino acids. The record is from RefSeq and is a predicted model, not a curated record.